This is a messenger RNA of Symbiodinium sp. CCMP2456, 546 nucleotides long. The record is from the annotation of a GenBank genome assembly. Lineage: Eukaryota; Dinophyceae; Suessiales; Symbiodiniaceae.
GAGCUCGAGAUUUCUGGACCCGGAGAGGCCAAGGAGCUGACGGCGGGCUUCCGUGCGCCUGCGCCGCCCACCCGCGUCAUCGCCAGCUCAGGGUGGACCAACGGCACGCAAAGGACGACCUCCGCCUCACGUCCAGAAGAGUUCUUUGCAGUCGUCCCUGGCCAGGUCGACUCUUUGGCGGCGCCAGCUUCGGGCCAGGAAUUCACUCAGCGCCCUCGCCAGAAAGCGUAUUCCAACUCCACAUCAGCCUCGGGCAGCGGAGACGGUGAGAAGCGACGUCCAUGGGAGCCCUUGCCCCUGCCUGUGACGCCGGAGAGGUUUCCAGUUCCUGCAAAAGAGGUACAGCAGGAGGUCAGGGCACCGCCGCCUCCGCCCCCAGUUGAGCAGGAGCAGAUCGCUCUGUCGGCCGAGUUGGCCGGACAACACCAGGCCGUUGCCACGAAGAUCAUGUCUUUGGAAGUGGAUUUUGGUUCGGAGCAAGUCCUUGCCGUGUCGCGGCCGCGGCUGCAGGAAGCUGCAAUGCACGCAGCUCGCCAAAGCGACGAG